AUGCCAAUCAUCUCCAAAGCUUCAUCUACCACCAAUUCAUCGAUUCCUUCGUGUUCUAGGAUUGGAGGUCAGCUUUGCGUGUGGCCCGGUUUGAGACAGCUUUGCCUCAGAAAAAGCUUAUUAUACGGAGUGAUGUGGUUACUAUCGAUGCCUUUGAAAACACUGCGUGGAGCCAGGAAAACCCUUAAAAUCACACAUUUUUGUAGCAUUUCCAACAUGCCGUCUUCGUUAAAAAUCGAACUGGUGCCAUGUAGUAAAGACAAUUAUGCUUAUCUAUUGCACGAUGAAGACACCGGCACCGUUGGAGUGGUUGAUCCUUCUGAGGCUGCACCGGUUAUAGAAGCAUUGAGCAGGAAAAACUGGAACUUGACUUACAUAUUGAAUACUCAUCAUCAUGAUGAUCACGUAGGGGGGAAUGCUGAACUGAAAGAAAGGUAUGGCGCAAAGGUGAUUGGAUCUGCUGUGGAUAAGGAUCGGAUUCCUGGGAUUGACAUACUUCUGAAGGAUAGUGAUAAGUGGAUGUUUGCAGGGCACGAGGUUCGGAUAAUUGACACUCCUGGCCACACACAAGGCCAUAUUAGCUUCUACUUUCCCGGGUCAGCCACAAUAUUCACAGGAGACCUGAUAUACAGCUUAUCCUGUGGAACGCUCUCAGAAGGUACCCCAGAGCAGAUGCUUUCAUCACUCCAAAAGAUCGUCUCUUUACCGGAUGAUACAAAUAUCUACUGCGGUCGUGAAAACACAGCAAGCAAUCUCAAGUUUGCACUAUCCGUAGAACCAAAGAACGAAACUCUUCAGUCCUAUGCAACCCGAGUGGCCCAUCUUCGUAGCCAGGGACUCCCAUCGAUUCCAACAACUGUCAAGGUCGAGAAGGCGUGUAAUCCGUUCCUCAGAACAUCAAACAAGGAAAUCCGAAGAUCUUUAAGCAUUCCAGACUCGGCAAACGAAGCCGAUGCAUUGCGUCGUAUAUACAGAGCCAGAGAUCGUUUCUGA
Molecule: messenger RNA, 993 nt
Organism: Microthlaspi erraticum
Lineage: Eukaryota; Viridiplantae; Streptophyta; Magnoliopsida; Brassicales; Brassicaceae
Source: the annotation of a GenBank genome assembly